CUUGACCACCUCGGGCCCCACAAUUGACCAGCAUUUCUGGAUGAACAAGGGGUUCAGCCCAUCCCUUCAUGAAGCUUUUCUGAUCAAUACAUAUCGAUUAUCUUUUGUAAAAAAAAAAAAAAAAAAAAAAAGCAAAGUGGGAACUACAUAUAACAUAUUACAUAACCCUCCCGCCCAGCUUCAAUUCCCACGUGGGCGCAUCUCGGCCAAUAUCGAUCACCUGAAAACCUCGCCACAUUGGAGCGGCGAGAGGCGAUACCGCUUGCGUUCUUCUGUUCCCCAAUGACACCACGAGCAGUUUUCAUUUCGCUACAGUAGUCGUUCACAGUGUUAAUAGCGGGUGAGAAUAUUAUUGGAAGGACAAUGAAUCUAGGAUUCCUUCAUCUCCAGAAGCUCGCCCUCGAACUCAAAUGCCCUCUCUGCUUAAACUUUCUGAAGAAACCACAUAUACUGCCAUGUGAUCACAUUUUCUGCGGGUCGUGCCUACCCAAAUCCAAACAGCUGGGUCCAGAAUGCCCUUACUGUAAGGUUCCCUGCGCUGAUGAAGAUAGUAGGCACCUGCCCUUCAUCGAGAACCUUGUGACGAUCUACAAAGGACUGGAUGCAGCUUUUCAUGCCACUGCAGUGCAGUCGGUUGGUUCUGGUCCCCAGGGUUUAGGCAGCAAAGAUGAAUCUCUGAAAGCUAGCUUCAACCACAGCAUUCAAGUGAGAAAUUGCUCAUUUUCACCAAUGAGCAAGACAUCCGAUCCUGUUCCAUCAACUCCUGUUGGAAGUGUGGGUAAAGAGAAAGGCAUGUCAGAUAAAUGUAGUUUGCCUAGGGGCUUAAAAGAUAACAACGAAAAUGUGGUCGAGGAUGGUGGGCGCAAAGAUAAACCAAAUGCCCAGUCUCCGCUGGUAGAUUCUCAGACAGGCACUCAGUCGUUGAAAGAGUAUGGAACUAGGACUCAUGUAGACCAGUUGUCACUUGGUAGUCCUUCAUUUGGUGACCUCAAGGUUUCUGAUGAUGGUAGUAAUGAUCAAGGUGGUAAUGAUACUCCACAAAAUCAUGCCAUGCCAUUGGUCAAGCAAAGUUCUGUUGACAAUAGGGGUGUGCAAUGGUCCGGUCCGUACCGGACCACACCGGACCAAACCGUUGUUAAGACCGGACCGGACCAGACCGAGUAAAAUACGGUCCGGUCCUUGGUCCUAAUGAAUUUUAUAAUUACUGAAGAAAUGGUGGACCGAGCUCAUAUUUGGACCGGACCAAACCGGACCAAAUGGACCGAAUGCAAGAAUGGUCCGGUCCUUGGUCCUAACAUGUCUUUCACUAAUGGACCGCGGUUCUCAUGAGUUUGGUCCGGUCCGGACCGAACCGAAUCGUUGCACACCCCUAGUUGACAAUCAACGACUUGGGGUACAUGGCAGUCCUCCUUUUGGCACUUCUGAAGAGCAUCUGACGAAUUCUAAGAGACAAAAGUUGAACUAUGGUUCCAAAGAUACAAGUUUGCCUAAUGCCGGUCGUUUUGAGGCAAGGGGUUCUCAAGCUGAAAAACUGGUAAUAUCUCGUGUUCGCAAUCCUGCAGCAUCAAAUCAGCUCCCUGCAACCAUAAAUGUUUGUGGAUUUUCUCAGUCCUCUAGCGUCUCACAGGUCAGUGCUCUUUUCAUUUGUAGUCAAGGUUGUCAAUCCGCGGGUCAACCCGGAUCUAGUCGAGCUAGUGGAUUAUGGGUUAAUGGAUCACCUGUUUUAGCAUGGGUUAGCCUGGUUUAGCCCAAAAACGUUAUAAUUAAUUUCAUAUAUAAAUUUAUUAUAUAUAAAAUUUUAAAUUAAUUAUAACAUAUAACAUUACACCAAAAUAAUAAUUCGCACAAAAAUUUAUCCUAUAAUGAAAACAAACGCACUUAAAUACACCAUAUCAUAUGAUAUCAGUAUAUUUGCGAUAUCAUAUGAUAUCAGUAUGUUUAUGAUUUUCGUAUUCAAAUGUAAAAUUUUGAAUAAUUAAAUGACUUGUAUAAACCUGCAAAAUAAAAUGAUUUAUUAAAUAAACAACACAAGAAAAAUGGGGAGUUGGAAAGCCACUUAAUCAUCAAAGCCAAAAUUAAUGAAGUAGAAUUAUAAAAAAUAUCAAAUUUGAUUAAGUAAUAAGUAGAGAACAAUAAUUAAAUGAUAAAAAUUAACCCUCAAAAGCAUUGCAUCCAUCUGUUAGUAUUUAUCAAGGUUGUCAAACCGGUUUAUGCCAAUAUGCCGGUUUAGCAAGUGGAAUGGUUCAACCGGUGGCACAUAUCGGCGGUCAAUAUUACAAAUAAAAUUGUAAAUACUCGUAUUUAAACAUGACAUUUAACGUCAAUACCUAAACAUUUAUACUUGAAUCCAACAAAUAACAUCAAUAUUUAAUUUUUAUACUCAUAAAAUAAAAAAUAAAAUAAUUUUUAUCAAUUAAAUUCUCUAAAAUAAUGUCAUUUUACUUAGAGAUUCGUAUAUCGAUCAUGCCGGUCAUACCGGUGGUGUCACGCCGAUUUUAUGACCGGUACCGGUUGAACCCCGUACAAUCGGUGGCACGCCGACCGACGUGACAACCAUGGUAUUUAUUUAUGAAUUGGGUGGGGUCCCUCAUGUCCACUUUCACAUGGACCAAGAAUGAAAAGCACUAUCAGAUAGAAAUCUGGGAACCGCUGUUGGGGGUUGACCCGCCCGGGUUUGUCAGGUGUUGACCGGGUUAAAAUGGUUUGACCAUUACGAGUCAUUUGUUAAACGGGUGUAUGUGGGCCGUUUUUGUUACUGGGUCCGGUCAACCCGCGGGUUGACAACCUUGUUUGUAGUGCAUUCUAUAUACAACACUUUUUGUUCGGAUUAAAAAACAUUAUUUUAGUUUUUGCUCAAUGUUGGCAAUAGCCAGAUGGAGGUGAAGAGGAGUGGGGUCCUAGAACUCACUUGGAAAGUAGAUCAUGAUUGUAUACAAGUAGAUAAUUACUUAAUGUGGAUAGGUUUCGACGUCAGGUAGGGGUGGGCACUCGGUUCGGUAAACUCGAACCGAGUUUAAACCGAACCGAAAUUGAACUAUUGUUAUUCGGUUCGGAAUUUAGAAAGAAAAUCUGUAUAAUUCG
Messenger RNA from Linum trigynum, 3081 nucleotides. Lineage: Eukaryota; Viridiplantae; Streptophyta; Magnoliopsida; Malpighiales; Linaceae. The record is from the annotation of a GenBank genome assembly.